GUGCUCCUUCUACGGUCACUGUCCUCGUCACCUGAGGUGGGAGGAGGGAGGGAUAAGACUAAACCGAAUAUGUCGAAAAUACUAAGCUAUGGGUUCGCCGCGACCACUCAGGUGUCUAAGGAGAUAGAAAGGUUUUCAAUGCAACAUCAAAACACCGAGAAGGGCGAUGAACGGUGGAGGCCCUAUUCCUUUAUAUGGACCUACUGUAUCGUCCUACCAGUGGUGCUGAUGACGUUAUGGCUGAUCACUGCAAUGGUGCUGGAGGCAUGGAGAGCUGAUAGGACCAGAGGGCAGGCGGGUGUACCUGCACCGUUGGCCCCAGAGGACUACCUUCGGCGCGAGGAGGAACUCGGAAUAACAAGUAUUAGUUUCGCUCCUCUGAGGACGGCAGCACGAUGGUUGUUUUACUGCCAACCAGAGCUGUCCCUGGAAGUGGCUAGUGUGGAUGGUGGAGCGCACUCGAGUGGAGAUGAACGCUUCGCUUCGUGGUUCCUCACGCCAUCAACGCAACUGCUGGGAUACUUCACUUACUCAAUAGUAUUCGUGACGUCUAUUGUGGGUGGGCUCAUGAGGGGAAAGUGGGUGUUGAGAGUGCCAGCGAGGGACAAUACUGCUAAGAUGAAUAGGAUAGAAUUGCUCAACGCUGUAGUGACAAGUCUGUUGGCUUUUGGGGUGAUCGCGUACAAGACGGCGACGGCAGCCCUUGCUCGUCGGGAAGGCUCGACCUCAGCUGAUGUGCUGGCUAAUUGGUUCCUCUUGCAGCCCUGCCAUGUGUUCUGCAUUGGGCUUGGGGUCAUCUACUGGUCCCGGAGGUGGAAGGUGUCCAUCUACUUUUUCAACGUGUACCUUCACUUGAUGUGGGGUGUGGCUCUGGCUUUGGUCUUUGCUGAGAUGGAGGAGUACAACAAACGAGGCUACCCUCUCGAGACCUUCCACUUCUAUCUGGAGCAUUGGGUACUGGUGCUAGCCCCUUUUAUUCUCAUUGCUAUGCGAACAUCAACUAUCAGACUCAUCCCCCAGGAGGCCCUUUACGGCACUUUGCUACGCUCUCUGUAUAGGUACGUGUUUUGUUGGCUCUUGACCUAUCUCUUCUCUCGAUGCAUUAUACCGGCGUGGGUGGCCUUCUGUGAGCGCUACAUAUGGUCUCGAUCGAAGGGAACUGAGCAUAGUGGGCAUCUGCCGAAUAAGGCGGCCAGCCCUGUAGAAGGUGGAAAGAAGAAAGUCUCAUGA
Molecule: messenger RNA, 1230 nt
Organism: Perkinsus marinus ATCC 50983
Lineage: Eukaryota; Perkinsozoa; Perkinsida; Perkinsidae
Exons: 12
Source: RefSeq, a predicted model, not a curated record